Molecule: messenger RNA, 4452 nt
Organism: Penicillium mononematosum
Lineage: Eukaryota; Fungi; Ascomycota; Eurotiomycetes; Eurotiales; Aspergillaceae
Product: kinetochore-microtubule binding complex subunit SPC105
Exons: 6
Coding region: 1-4452 (1483 amino acids)
Biological process (GO): protein localization to kinetochore; mitotic spindle assembly checkpoint signaling; mitotic sister chromatid biorientation
Source: RefSeq, a predicted model, not a curated record
AUGUCAACUCGACCCGACUCCGCGGCUUUGCGACCGCCACGAUCCCGUCGGUCUAUCGCUCAUGUUCCGCGGUCUAGGAUGACGUCUGGUUUGGACAAGGAGAAUGCGACAACUGAGAUUGGCGCAGCCCAGCCAUUUUUAAAUAAUUCAAAGCCUUCUAUGAAAGAUAAGAAAUCUCGGAGCAAGAGCUUGGGGCCCGGUGGACUCGAUGCCCUGCAGAAUUCAAACGGCAAUCGUCGCCAGUCUACGGCCUCCUUUCCGCUAAAGUCUAUUCUCAAACCUACAGUCCCUGUCUCUCCAGUGCGAAACAUCCCAUCAUUCGAGGAAACCCGCCGACGUACACCAGCUCGUAGUAAACAGCAGACCCAUGACGGCACGAUGGAUGGACAGAACCAAAGUGACCGAGGGAAAGCGGGUCUAUUGAUUGACUUUGAAACGACCCCAGGGCCUCCCACGACAGAUAAUGACAAUGACGACACGGCGAAUCCCUUCGAUACAUUCAAUGCGACUUCCGCCAUUCGCGAGGAGAUGGCUGCUACCAAGGAGCGCGACGAACAGGAGCGCAAAGAUCGUGAACGACAGAAUAUUCUUGAGAAACGAGCGGCGCGGAGGAAAUCAAUGGCAAAUCGCCGAGUAUCUUUUGCCCCCGAGGCAACCCUGCACACCUGGAAUGUGGUGGAGAUUCCGGACGACUCAACCUCCUCCUCUGCCGCGAACUCAACGAGACGUGCAUCUGCUGCCCCAAACUCCCAGAACCAACCUGGGUCCAUCUCGCCCACGAAAGAUGCUCCAUCUUCGCCAGCAGAGUCGGAAUUCGGAUUCUCCCCCGUUCGUACACAAGAUCUGGACCAGAUAAGAGGUCGCUCAUCAUCUGGGGGUGGCGAUGAUGGCGGCCAGGAUUUAUCUUCUAGUCCGUUCAGCGGAAGCUCAGAAGGAAGCGAAGACACCGGCGCCCAAAGCCUGGCCGGAGAAGAGGACGAUGGCGGUUCUUCAGACUCCGACGAUGGAUUUGACGCUGAGAGUACAGCGAUGAGCAUGGAUGACAUGACCGCGCGCUCGGGCAUGAGUGUCCAAUCAGACGCAAGUUCUAGCUCAAGCUCGAGUGCCAGACUCAACGAAGCACUGCGCCAGGCCGCACAGGAAGCAGGAACCGAAAUUGAUGAGGACGGAGAGAUGUCCAUGGAAAUUGCGGAUCAAGAAAUAACCGGUGCUUUCCAGCCGUGGAUCAAAAAGGGCCAAAGGCAAAGCUUUGACUGGGGAGAUAUUAGCGCGCGACAUGAUGAGGAGAACCUCGAUCCAUCCAAGAAUGCCACUACUCAAGGUUUAGCUGAAUCAGAUGAUAUCGACGAAGACGAAGACCUCAGCAUGGAUGUGACGAAUGCCGUCGGACGCAUUCUUGGCAAGUCUUCCGACAGUCGCCAGAGCAUGGCUCGUCGCCAAUCCGUGGCAGAAGAAUCCAAUUACGGAGAUCAAACUAUGGAGAUGACGAAUGUCGUCGGUGGCAUUGCGCAGGAGGAUUCGCCAUCAAAGUUUUCUGAGAUUGGUAACGAGGAUGAAGGAAUGACAAUGGAAUUCACUUCGGCCGUUGGCAAAAUCUUGGGCAACCAGCCUACUUCUUCCUCCAAAUCUGAUCAGAUGAACUUCGACCAAGACAAUGAGUCCGACGAUGGUAUGGACAUGGAGAUAACUGGUGCCAUUGGUGGUAUCCUACAGUCCGGGAUUGAAGCCAAUGACAAAGUGCACGCGAAGAUGGUAAUGGAGCUCGAAACCGACUCGGGUCAGCUGGCUAGCUCGCCUUUCCAAGACAAUGUUCGGCAGUCUCCUGCCAAGUCCCCUGCCAAAUCACCUCUGCGUUAUCAAAUUGCUGCUGUUGCAUCUGAGAAUGGGAGCCCCAGUUUGGCAACCGUGCGGGCUAGGCCUUCUCGGCGUAGCUCCACUCCAGGAUCGUCGGGCACGCCAGGUCCACCCCCCCAAGUGAAACCUACAACCCCAAGCAAGACACCUCCCUCUAGCAAUGUUACUUUUAGAAGUGCUUCACCAAAGAAGCUCUUCCAGCCCGAGCUGCAGCAAUCGGCAGAUAAGCGCAAAUCUUUACGCCAAAGUCUCUUCCAGCAUAACAUAGCAACGGGAGAGUCCACCCCGCUCUUUAAAUUGCAUCCCCGUGAGGGCCGUCGCUCUUCUGGUCUAGGGAUUGACAAAGAAGGUCUUGGAUCUCCUCGCGUGGCGGCCUUGCUUGACAAGCGCCAGUCGCUUGGAGAUGUUACCCCCAAGUUCGUUCCGCAAGAACCGCCCCGAUCCGGUGUACGCUUCGAGGACCCUCUGCAGAUGCAGGCUGAGGAAGAACGUGAUCGCGAAGAAGAGGAACUCCGAGAGGAUGGCCAUAUCACGGGUUCGCAGUCAGAUCGGGACGUAACCCCAAGCUUGAAGGAUAUGAUUGCAAAUCUCAGCCCGAAGAAGACUAAGAUCGGCGGCCGUAAGAGUCUCCAUGUUGGAGCUGCUCGCGGGGUUUUGGGAAAGCGCCCGGUCGAGCUAGACUUGGAUGAAGACGAAGUGGAAAAUUCGCCCAAGCGACUGCGUGGCCACGAUGUCAGCCCAGUCAAAGGUGUCAAGUUGCCGGCACCGAUGUUUAGGGGAGACAAUGUCCGUCGGUCAAUUCUUUCUCCCGUCCGUAGAGCUGCUAGCUCAUCGCCUCCUAAGGGCAGCAUCACGUCUUCCCAGCAAUCCCGGAGUACUUCCCAGACUUCGACAACUCCUCUUAAGAAUGGGAUUGAUGCUCUUCACAUUGCUUCUGAUCCUCAACGGCCAGAAGAAGAAGAAAAUGCCCCUGUCGAAGAACCUGCUGUUGAAAUUGAGCCUAUUCAGUUGCAAGACUUCCUUAAAAUGACCAAUAUUCAUUUCAUGGAGCUUACUACGACAAAGAGACGGCACACAACUGCCCCUGGCAGUGCCACUAAGAAACUGACACGACUCUCUGGCGUGAACAUGCCUAAACCAGGCUCCAUAACGUUUGGUGAUUGUGUGGCAGCUGGCUUUUGUACAGUGCCAAUGCUUGAACUGUACCAGCAUUCAUGCCGGGAGUUGAAAUCCUAUAUCUCUGAGGGUCGGCAAGUGAUCCGCUCUAUUGAGGCAGAAACAUAUGCCGAGAAUCCGGCUCUCUUCAAAGAGUAUGUCACCGCUCCGCCGGAUAUCAGAGUGAUCAUGGACAAUCAAUUCCGAAACGUCAAGACCCAUGCCCGUCUGCUGAGUAAGGCUACAUGGUACGAAUGGCGAAUGAAGUUGCUUGAGGGCUUGAAGGAAGGGCUCCUCCGUCACGUGGAGGAAAUGAAAGCAGACGACGAUCUGCUAUCUGAACGAGAAGAGUUGCUCAAUAGGAACGUGCCGCUACUCGUGGAGAAGCAUGCCUCUCUCGAGCAAGAGGCAACCAACCUACAACAGUUCGUGGAUGAGAUGGAGAACUGUGAUCAAGAUGAGCUACGCAGUACGCGCGGCAAGCUGUCUGAGGUGGACUCGGAAAUUGCAGCAAAGAGACGGGAACUUGAGCAGCUGCAGGAGGAAGUCAAGGAGAAGACGACUUUCAUUGAGGCUGGAGCAGAAAUGCGGGAUGAAUUCCUGGCUCAAAUCCAAGAGGCGGAGCGUGUGAAAGAAGAGUGCCGUGGCUGGAGUGCCCGGGAGAUCAACGAGUUGAAGGCCUCCGUCCAACGAAUUCAGCAACAAACAGGCUGGUCGAUCGUUUCGGCCUCAACUCCUUCAGAUGCAUCGAAGGGACCUUUAUUGAAGAUGGCCUACCGGGACCAGCUCCAACUAGAGUUCUAUCCUGGAGCUUUUGCCUCCAAAAACAGUGCCCAAGACGAGGGAAAGAACUACCCGAUGGAAUUGACUUCCCGAAAGAAUGCCAACGUUUCUCCCAUUGCGUCCUUGGUCCUCCACUCGCUACAGCACCAUCUGACUACGAUCCAGCAGUCCACUGUUGUCCCCAAACAGCUCUUGCGCUUCAUCUCUAGCGCAUGGGACCGCACAGUUGGGCUGGAAAAUGAAGCACGCAUGCUGGAAUUCUGUGGUGUCACUCGGCUCACCUUAUCCAAGCCUGAUGAGGGCUCUCUUUCUCUACGCACACGCUGCACGCUCCUCGGCAACUCCACCGUCUCCACAUCUGGUAGUAAAGGCGUUGAUUCAAAGAACAACAAUGCCAAAAGAAUCGAUGUUGACUUCACAGUCCGUACCCGCAUUGAUAAAGCCAAUGCAGAGAACACCAUCGGUUCCUUGGACUUUGAUAUUGACGUUCUGGCGACGAAGGUCUAUGGUUUUGGAACAGGCAGCAAGUCUGGUCUUCCAGACAAGGAGUUGCAAAGCAUUCUUGGCAAAGGCCUUGGUCGGGAUAAGAACGGUGGCAUUCAGCUAGGAGAUGGCGUGUGGUGCAAGGCCGUACGCACGCUCACGGGAUCUGUGUUUUAG